GCAGAAAUGAAACGAUAGGUCACGAGUGGGGUUUUGAAAAGGCGGCUUUGGCGGUUGAUUUGAAAGGUUUUGAAACGGGCGAAAAUUAAUGCGGAUCCACGGAAUACGGGUAAACCGUGGGGUGUUGGUAUAAUGCGUUUCAACUACCUGUGUACAAAAACCCAAAAUAUCCAAGUGUUAAUUCCUUCACUGCAUACGACAUACCUGUGUUAGCAUUUUCAGAACUUCCUCGUUCCUGCGUCAGAAGUGAGUUGCAAGUAAACCCUAGAAAUGGCACAAGAAGAAGGAGUUAAUGUGAGGGUGGACCCUUUGGGGGAUGAUGAUGGGGAGGAGUUAGCAGCGCAAUACAGGACGGAGGUGCGAAUGGUGGGGGAAACGGUGGGAGAAUCGCAGGCGUCGGUCCUGGUAUUGGCGCCACAGCCACUAAGCCAGGUAGAGCCAGAUCAGUGGCACACUAAGGCGGAUAGAUCCACACUCACGGCGGCGGAUUUGGAGGUGAUUAGGGGACGGUACCAGAUUCCGGCGGAGGUAGAGUUACGGCUGCCAACAUCAGGGGAAAGGCCGUCUACUGUGAGGCCAGGGGAAUUUUCCCUGUACGAGGAGGCGCUAAAAGGGGGGCUGAGGCUGCCACUGCCUCAAGUGGUGGUUGACGUGCUAAAUCGCCUGGAGGUAGCG
Messenger RNA from Camellia sinensis, 675 nucleotides. NCBI's taxonomy places the organism in Eukaryota, Viridiplantae, Streptophyta, Magnoliopsida, Ericales, Theaceae. The record is from RefSeq and is a predicted model, not a curated record.